GCCGCCGCACGCCCGGCGCCGGCAGCAGGGCGGAGCGGGACGAGCGCGGCGGCGGCCGCGACGAUGUGGGGCGGAGGCAGGGCGGCCCGCGCCCUCACCCGCGCCCUCGGGCGCCGGCGGGCGGCGGCGGCGGCGGGCGAUGACCAUGCUGAUCUGUCUUUUCAGACAGGCCUGAGAGGUGCCCUUCAGAACUAUAACUGGAAAAUACAGAUGAAAUCCAGCGGUACUCUGCCUGUCUCUCCAACUGAAAUGAAAAGCAGUAUGCUCACCAUGAAGAGACUUUUCAGCACUUCACACUCAUCAGUGGAUUCAAAGGAAAUGAAAAAAUUCCAGCUCCUCGCACAUAAGUGGUGGGAUGAAGAAGGAGAAUUCUCAGCCCUUCAUUCUAUGAAUGAUAUUAGAGUGCCAUUUAUUAGAGAUACUCUGUUGAACAUGAGUAGUAAUUAUCAUUUGGGAAAUCCACUUUCUGGAGUAAAGAUUCUCGAUGUUGGCUGCGGUGGUGGACUGUUAAGCGAGCCUCUAGGUAGACUGGGAGCUUCAGUUACUGGAAUUGAUCCUCUGGAGGACAACAUUAGAACAGCAGAUCAGCACAAGUCAUUUGAUCCGGUCCUGGCCAAGAGAAUACAGUACAAGUCCAGUUCACUGGAGGAGAUUGUGGAAGAGUCUAUGGAAACCUUUGAUGUAAUUGUAGCUUCUGAAGUAGUGGAGCAUGUGGCUGACCUUGAAGCGUUUAUCAAGUGUUGCUCUCUGGUGUUAAAGCCUGAAGGUUCUUUGUUCAUUACUACAAUCAAUAAAACACAGCUGUCCUAUGUCCUGGGAAUUGUGGUUGCAGAAAAAAUAAUAGGCAUUGUACCAGAAGGAACACAUGAGUGGGAGAAGUUUGUUCCCCCCGAAGAGCUGGAGCGCCUCCUGGAAUCAAAUGGCUUUUCAGUCAAGACUGUGAAUGGGAUGUUGUAUAACCCCCUCUCGGGGUCGUGGAGCUGGAUGGAAAGCACGAGCGUGAACUAUGCGAUGCAUGCGGUGAAAUCCGGGGCUCGGGCACAGUCCAGCCCCACAGACGCCCUGUCAGAGAUGGAAAGCGAACAGCCCUCAGCCACAGCUGGCACUACCGUGUGACAGUCUGAGAUGGGUGGUGAUGGACUGCCACCAGGAACAGCAAAGAAGGUUUUACCCAGGUGGACACAAUAAAACCUUUUUUAACAACAAGCUUACCAUUUGCAUUAAUAAUGCUUAUGCUAUUUUUGGCCAAAUAUUUUAGGGCAGUCUCAGAAAAAAACCAGUGCCCAUUAUCUCAGGAAUAAUUUAAGAUUGAAAUGAGCAAUGCUUUUAAAGAGUAAGUAUUCUUAUAAAAAAGUGGUUUUGAAUUGUUGGACAGGGAAAUGCAAAUUAUUCUGUCAGUAGCUGGGAGGAAGCUCUUAUAUGUGAUGGCAUUUUCAGUCCUACUAGGAAAACUCAGAUCUCCAUAGAAUAAUAGCUUAAAUGUAGAAUGAGUUUAAAAACACAAUAGUGUAUAAUAAAUAAAAUGCCUUAGAUAUUUAAGUUACCGAACUGAGUCAGUUAAAAUAUAGAAAACACUUUAAAAACCGCAAACACUUGUUUCUAUAUUAUGCCUUCUCCCUGAGAGGAGGAAAAAAACCAUAGAGAGCUGCGAACCUUUUCUGUCAGGUCGUGCUAUUUCUACAGUUGACGUGAGCUAACUGUGCAGGGGUGGAAGAAGGAUCUCCUAGACCAGAGUGCCUUAGCUGGCAGAAGUCUUUUCACCAUAAAGGUACUUGUAUCUGUGCCUAUUAUUUCAAAUUUCUCGCUCUACCCAAAUGAAGGGAAGUAAAGUUGCAGGUAGAAUUUUACUGAGCAGCCAGAGUUUUAUGCUAGAAAAACGAUGCAUUAUCAGUCUGUCCUAGAAUUGAAGUUAGAUACCUGCUCACUCUCAAGUCCUAGUGCCAGGUUAAGGAAAAGCGUUGAUCUGCAAUGAAAUAGGACUUUCUCAAUAAAAUGUCUUGUGUAUAUCCAUGGCAGUAUCUCUUUCCUUCUCUCCUCUUCCUCGCAGCUUGUAUACAGGUAGAGAGGUGGGCUGGACGUGUUUUUUCUAACUUUUAGUUUGCAGGGAUUAAAAGUAAACUUUUUUUCUUUCUUUUUUUUUUUUUUGCGGGGCGGGGGGUGGUGGUUCAGGGGCUGUGUGGAUUUUUUUUGCUACCACUGCAUUUUUCUUGCUGUAGAGGUUUGGUGGGCUAAAUUAUUGUAUUACAGAUCUGCGUUCUUGCAGGUUUGCUGCACCUGCAUGAUGCCCUGGGAUCCAAUUUCGUGAUGGAUCUGAUGAUGCACGGAAGAAUAUAGUUAAUUUAUAAUGCAAAUAAUAGUAAUUCAUACGUAUUAAGACUGAAAAGGGUUGUCUAGUGUGAUCAUUUCCAUGACAGUAAAUUCUGCUUUAUAAUACCUGUUUGGGCUGUAUUUUGGCUUUGGGAAGAAGAUUCAUCUUCAUGUAAAGAGUUGAGUGAUGGAGAAGCCACUAUGUCGAUAAGUAAAUUGUUCCAAAAGUUCAUCAGUUGAAGUGGUCUAACCUCAGAUCCCAGCCAGUGUUGUCUUAACGUCUUAUAUUUUUAGGUUAAGGACCUCUCUGCUAUCAGCUUUCUCUGUCUUGUAAAUCUAGCUGGUGUAGUUUCAAGUCAAGUCACCCCUUAAUUUUAGAUAAAUGGACUCUACAGCUGCUUACUGCUGCGGUGUAAGUUCGUAUAAAAUUUUGUGGUAAACACCCUUUUUGAAGCAUGCUGGUGGAAAUGGACACAGCAUUUCAGUAGCGGUCUCACUAAUGCUGUCUGCAGGAGGGACGAUGUCGUUCUGCUUCUGCCUGAUCUUCUUUUGCACAGGCAUUUGCUCCAUCGGUCACGCGUGCAAAGCAGCAUGCAGUGUUGGGGAGAGGCGUGACACCGGGAAAAAUGUGGAGCCAGAGCACAUAACCAGCAGGCUUUGUUCCCAGCAGGGCACGUGGGGAGCUGAAUUUUCCCACUGUCGAGGACUAGUGCCAGCCAGGAGGUAAGCAGUGGGAGCCCAAGGCCAGGGAGAAGGUGGGGCAGAACAGCCCCAUGAGGCUUUUAGGUUGGCUCAACUUGUCUGGUGGAACAGCACUUUCAGAUAAUAAUUGAAAAAUGAAUUUAACUCAAGCCCAAUUUGGGUAGUCUGAGAGCCUCAGAGGAGAUUUGCAUUUAAUUUCCUUUUAAAAUAAAAACAGAACUUGAAGUUUCCAUGACGUCCUGUUACACUGUCUCAUUCCCCAUUGUUCCCUGGAGGUCAAGUGACGUUUCGUAGCCAUUUUUGCAGGACUUUUUACAUUUUCUUUACAUAUGUUUCCACAAACAGCCGGUGUCAGGUUUGUAGGGAAUGGAAUAAAGGAGGGAGAAAGUAGUGGGAAAGGAAAUCUGUAGUGGCUGUGAGUAGAGAUAAGAAUAUCUUGUAAAAAGUUUUUCUGAAAAUGGCUUCUCAAUUUCUUUCAUUAUGUUGAAGUCUCAGCUUUAAUUAAAAAAAAAAGGUAGCUUAUUUUCCACACGCUUCUAAGAAAUGCUUGAAUGGAAUAAUCACAUGCAGUCUAGAGGUUCAGAAGCCAAAAGGCGCAGCUUCUCUAAUUAGCUAGCCUGAUGAAGCAGACUGGAAAAG
Molecule: messenger RNA, 3648 nt
Organism: Chroicocephalus ridibundus (black-headed gull)
Lineage: Eukaryota; Metazoa; Chordata; Aves; Charadriiformes; Laridae
Gene: COQ3
Product: coenzyme Q3, methyltransferase
Exons: 8
Coding region: 64-1116 (350 amino acids)
Biological process (GO): ubiquinone biosynthetic process
Cellular component (GO): mitochondrion
Molecular function (GO): 2-methoxy-6-polyprenyl-1,4-benzoquinol methyltransferase activity
Source: RefSeq, a predicted model, not a curated record